Molecule: messenger RNA, 832 nt
Organism: Gadus morhua (Atlantic cod)
Lineage: Eukaryota; Metazoa; Chordata; Actinopteri; Gadiformes; Gadidae
Gene: nr2c2ap
Product: nuclear receptor 2C2-associated protein
Exons: 5
Coding region: 45-470 (141 amino acids)
Source: RefSeq, a predicted model, not a curated record
CUGAGAACAAACUUACGGCAGUUUCACCUAAUGGGAAAUGCAAGAUGGCUACAUCGUUGAUAUGCCGAGAAACACAGAGCAGGGUGAGUUCCACACUUAACAGAGAUGCUAAGCAGUUUGGAAAGAAGUAUAUGUUUGACUCCAACGAAGAAACGUGCUGGAACUCCGACCAGGGGGAGAACCAGUGGGUUGCUCUAGAGUUUCCAAAGAAUGUCAAGAUGUCAGAAUUGAAGGUCCAAUUCCAGGGAGGAUUUUCCGGGAGAACGUGUCGACUAGAAGGAUGCGUGAGUGGUGGUGAGUUUACAGCACUCAGCCAGUUUUACCCUGAAGACAACAAUUCCCUUCAGAGCUUUCCCAUACAGGAAGUUCCUGCAGUCAGCCGGCUAAAAAUAGUAUUUGAGGACAGCAGUGACUUUUUUGGGAGAAUCAUCGUUUAUUCUUUGGAGAUCCUCGGGGAGCGAGCUUCAUGACAUGUGUUGUUUUAUCCCUGAGGAAGUGGAAGAGGUUCAGACUUCUGACCGUCCGAUGACACCAACAGACAUCUGGUCCACAUGAACCGAUUCCACUGGAUAUAGUCUGGAGAAAGGUGGCUCUUCCCACUCUUCUGUGUCCAACCAGUGGAAAUGUGAGGGGCUUUGCAGUGACAUUGAAGUGACAGUGACAUUUUGUGUUUACACCUUGUUUAAUGAUUUCAUUUUUCAUCAAUAUCUGUGCCAUUCAUUUUUCAUUUUUUGAAGAAGAAAUACAUUACAAACCAACGCUUUUGCUUUCGAGUUUUAUAAAAAAUAUAUCACAUGUAAUAAGAAAUUAAAAAAAAAACUAUAGAAAACCA